This is a messenger RNA of Malania oleifera, 669 nucleotides long. Its product is annotated as histone H3.2. Gene Ontology annotation, molecular function: structural constituent of chromatin; DNA binding; protein heterodimerization activity. Gene Ontology annotation, cellular component: nucleosome. Lineage: Eukaryota; Viridiplantae; Streptophyta; Magnoliopsida; Santalales; Ximeniaceae. The transcript has a single exon. The record is from RefSeq and is a predicted model, not a curated record. The coding region runs from base 136 to 546 and encodes 136 amino acids.
CCUCCCACUCUCCUCCUAUAAAUUCCUCCCCUAAAAUCUCUUUCCAACAUCACGGUUCAAAAUUCAUCUAGUUUCAAUUCACUUUUCCAGUUUCAUCCCGACCCAGUUCGUGAUUUUCCCUAAUCAAGCUCAGAAAUGGCUCGAACUAAACAGACGGCGAGGAAAUCGACAGGGGGCAAGGCCCCGCGCAAGCAGCUAGCCACUAAGGCCGCCCGGAAGUCUGCUCCGGCGACCGGUGGGGUGAAGAAGCCCCACCGCUUCAGGCCUGGAACAGUGGCGCUGAGGGAAAUCAGGAGGUACCAGAAGAGCACGGAGCUAUUGAUCCGGAAGCUCCCGUUCCAGAGACUGGUCCGGGAGAUUGCUCAGGACUUCAAGACCGAUCUUCGGUUCCAGAGCGGCGCUGUCGCGGCCCUCCAGGAGGCCGCCGAGGCCUAUCUCGUCGGAGUCUUCGAAGACACCAAUCUCUGUGCGAUCCACGCCAAGCGGGUCACCAUCAUGCCUAAGGAUAUCCAGCUUGCGCGUAGAAUCCGAGGGGAGAGGGCUUAGAAAAUGAUAUGUGCUGGUUAGCUACUAGAUGUUUUUCUGCUGGGUUCUGUUGUUUAUCCAGAUCUAUCUUUCUGUAUGUUGAGAAAGUGAGAUGUAAAAAACUUGGAAUUUCAUCCUCUGCUA